AUGCCGCAUCCAUCCCAGGUACCACGGUGCGCCCAGGACAUCAAACGAGUGACAGCGCCCAUGUCGCGUACAUGCUAUGAGCGCUGGGAAUCGGAAACUCGGAAACACCCCAACGACCACGAACCACGGUGCACACAGGACACUAAACGAGAGUCGACGGCGCUAGGCCCUUUCGAUCAACAGCCCAAAAAGGUAAGUACCCCACCCCAUCGCCGUCGGCCCCCUUCAACGGACGACGACGAGCGCCCACUCCACCUAGGGACAACGACGACCCGCACCACCGACGACCUCCCACGAAUAACGAGCACCUACGGAUAA
Laccaria bicolor S238N-H82 is the source of this 318-nucleotide messenger RNA. RefSeq lists its product as uncharacterized. NCBI's taxonomy places the organism in Eukaryota, Fungi, Basidiomycota, Agaricomycetes, Agaricales, Hydnangiaceae. The record is from RefSeq and is a predicted model, not a curated record. Bases 1 to 318 code for a protein of 105 amino acids. The transcript is spliced from 2 exons.